This is a messenger RNA of Prosopis cineraria, 477 nucleotides long. RefSeq names its product 36.4 kDa proline-rich protein-like. NCBI's taxonomy places the organism in Eukaryota, Viridiplantae, Streptophyta, Magnoliopsida, Fabales, Fabaceae. The record is from RefSeq and is a predicted model, not a curated record. The transcript has 2 exons. Bases 1 to 477 code for a protein of 158 amino acids.
AUGGCAAGAGGAUUGCCGCAGAGCUCCCGUCGUGAAGAACGUCCCGGCCAGGCCCUCGCCGUUCUUACGUCGUCAUUACCGAAUCUCAGCCGCCCAUUUCCCCCACGGCCUCUGCCGCACUCCCCUCCCCAGCAUUCUCGGCCAUCACCACCGUAUCAGCCAAAACCACCGGUCAUGAAACCACCGCCUGUGCCGAAGCCUCCGGUGGUGGAGCCACCACCUUAUGUUGUGAAGCCGCUACCACCACCAGUUGUGUCGCCACCGUAUCAGCCAAAACCACCGGUCGUGAAAACACCGUAUGUGCCGAAGCCUUCGGCUGUGAAGCCACCACCUUAUGUUGUGAAGCCGCCGCCGCCAGUUGUGUCGCCACUGUAUCAGCCAAAACCACUGGUCGUGAAAUCACUGUAUGUGUCAAAGCCUCCGGUUGUGAAGCUACCACCUUAUGUUCCUAUUCCACCGGUUGUGUCCCCACCGUAA